Molecule: messenger RNA, 2037 nt
Organism: Pseudoliparis swirei
Lineage: Eukaryota; Metazoa; Chordata; Actinopteri; Perciformes; Liparidae
Gene: bckdha
Product: branched chain keto acid dehydrogenase E1 subunit alpha
Exons: 8
Coding region: 162-1505 (447 amino acids)
Biological process (GO): branched-chain amino acid catabolic process
Molecular function (GO): oxidoreductase activity, acting on the aldehyde or oxo group of donors, disulfide as acceptor
Source: RefSeq, a predicted model, not a curated record
CUGCGAGUGUGAUUGUGGAUGCGGAUAUCUGCCAGGCCACCAGACUGUUACUGUCAGUUCACGCCUGUUCUGUCGCGAUCUUCCGACACACACACACGCUGCUGUGUAGUUUAACGCUGCUGCCGAGCUUGUACACGAGUUAACGGCUACGGACUGUCCCGAUGGCGGUGGCUGUGAGGAGUGUGAGCAACAUGUAUGGAGUGUGCUUCAACGCUGGCCGUCAGGCGACAGGACUGACGGCGUCUCGGUUGCUUCAACACAGAGCCUUCAGAGUCGGUGCCGUGCGCCGGCAGCAGCCCUUUGAUUCAACACUGGAAAAGCCCCAGUUCCCUGGAGCCUCAGCCGAGUUUGUGGAUGAGCUGAAGUUCAUCGAGCCCAACGUCAUCUCUGGGAUCCCAGUGUACCGAGUGAUGGACAGGCAGGGCAACAUCAUCAACCCUUCUCAAGACCCUCAGCUCUCCAAGGAGAUGGUUCUGAACUUCUAUCAGAAGAUGACUCUGCUUAACACAAUGGACCGCAUUCUUUACGAGUCACAGAGACAGGGUCGGAUCUCCUUCUACAUGACCAACUACGGCGAGGAGGGCACACACAUUGGCAGCGCUGCUGCUCUCGAGCCCAGCGACAUCGUCUUCGGUCAAUACAGAGAAGCUGGAGUGCUGAUGUACCGCGGCUUCCCUCUGGACAUGUUCAUGGCUCAGUGCUACGCCAACGCCGAUGACCUCGGCAAGGGCCGGCAGAUGCCCGUGCACUAUGGCUCCAAAGAUCUGAACUUCGUCACCAUCUCCUCUCCUCUGGCCACUCAGAUCCCUCAGGCGGCCGGAGCUGCAUACGCCGUCAAGAGAGAGAACAUGAACCGCGCCGUGAUCUGUUACUUUGGCGAGGGGGCGGCCAGCGAAGGGGACGCACACGCCGGCUUCAACUUCUCCGCCACCCUGGAGUGUCCCCUGAUUUUCUUCUGCCGUAACAACGGCUACGCCAUCUCCACCCCCACCAACGAGCAGUACAGGGGCGAUGGCAUCGCCGCUCGUGGCCCGGGGUAUGGCAUGUUGUCCAUCCGCGUCGAUGGCAACGACGUGUUUGCUGUGUAUAACGCUACGAAGGAGGCGCGCCGCAGAGCCGUGGCCGAGAACCAGCCCUUCCUCAUUGAAGCGAUGACCUACAGAAUUGGCCACCACAGCACCAGUGAUGACAGCUCGGCCUAUCGCUCGGUGGACGAGGUGAACUACUGGGACAAGCAGGACCACCCCAUCUCCCGCCUGAGACAUUACAUGACGACCCGAGACUGGUGGAGCGAGGACGACGAGAGGAGCUGGCGGAAGCAGUCUCGCAAGACGGUAAUGGAGGCGUUCGAGAAGGCCGAGAAACGCCUCAAGCCCAGCCCCGAGCUGAUGUUUACAGACGUGUACCAGGAGAUGACGCCCAAUCUGGAAAAGCAGAGAAAGUCCAUGUGGAGGCAUGUGCAGCAGUACAAGGAGCACUACCCACUUGACCAGUUUGAGAAAUAACCGCAAUCACAGGACGGGAACAGUUUGUAAUGAGUGACUAAAUGUUGGAGUGGUUGUUGGAUUAACUGUGGCACACUUUUAUUGUAUUCAUUAAAGUAUAGAUUUGAUAGAACGUGUCAUCUGAGAAAAAGAAAAAAAAGAUUGUGCUAAUAAAAACUAUUGUACUUCAUGCCUCUGGGUUUGGUGCCUUAAGUUAACAGAUUUACUGGAAGGAGUCAAGCUCCUCUAUAAAUGCUAAAUCACAUUACAAAAGGUCACCAUUGUUUGUUUCUUUUUUAAAGUGGCGCAAAACCAGCUGGUCCAGUUUGAAUACAAAAGAGAUUCAAAUCUAGCAAUAGAAAGUGGAAGUUGUACAUGUUCCCUCUUUCUGUAUCAAUCCUCUCGUGAUUAUGGUAUUUAACAGGUUUCUUUGUGUAUCACUUUGCUAUUUAAAUGGUUUUAGUAUACAUGCCCAAGUUUUAGAUGGGCCUGUACACUCUUCUUACAUCUUUGGUGUUUUCUGGGAAAUAAACAUUUGGAACUUUCAAACGUC